Messenger RNA from Callorhinchus milii (elephant shark), 771 nucleotides. Its product is annotated as hepatocyte cell adhesion molecule-like. The coding region runs from base 1 to 771 and encodes 256 amino acids. The transcript is spliced from 4 exons. The record is from RefSeq and is a predicted model, not a curated record. Lineage: Eukaryota; Metazoa; Chordata; Chondrichthyes; Chimaeriformes; Callorhinchidae.
AUGGAGGCUGACGUCCUGCUCUGUGUCAGACUGGGCAGCCCGGCUGUGUGGGUCAUCCCGGACACUGUCACCAAUCUCUCCGUGGGGCAAGAUGUCCAGUUCCCCGUAAUUCACGACAACAACAUGAAAUACGAAGUGACAGCUCGCCGGGAAAGCCCACACUCAAUUAAAAUCCUCGGCUGGAAUUCUGAUCAGCCCUUCUCUAUAGGAAAUGCACAUAUUGUCCAUCCUCUCUAUAGAGACCGGGUUCAGCUCACAGUCAAUGGCUCUUUGUUACUUAAAAAUGUGCACAUGGAAGACAGUGGAGAAUAUCGCAUCCAAACAAACUACCUGGGAGCGGUGCUGCGGCAGAGAGACCAGCUCACAUUUCAUCUGAAAGUCUUUGAGCCCGUGGCCCAGCCCGUGGUGAAGGUAACCACUAACUGCUCUGUGCCAGCUGCCACUCUGACCUGCUCUGCUCCCAACGGUACAAACCCACUGCUUCACUGGGAGAAAGUCUCGGGCUUUGCCGGUAACACAGUCGUCUACAAUGGGACCACAUUACAUCUGAGCAACGUCACGGGGCGGGAGCGAGACAGCUACACGUGUGUGGCUCACAACCCGGUCAGCCAGACAGCCAGCAAACCAGUCACUGCAGAUCUGUGCCCUGACAGCAGCUCAGCAGCGAUCACUGUAUCAGCUCAGCCCGAUAUAACUAUCUGUAGUCAAGUCAAUAUGGCGUUGGUGCUCAACAGCCAAUCACGGGGAGCUCCGCAGCCAAUGAACAUAUGA